AUCUGAAUUCUGAAAUUGGACGCCUCUUCAUCCUCUCUUUAAUUUGCAACAUUGUUAUUCUUUCAUAUCAUUUCCGCCCUUUUUUUGGUUCGUUUCUAUCUCGUCUCGUUAGAUACUCCGUAUUUCUCCAUCUAUCGAUCAUCAAUUCAUCAUCUUCAUAAUUAAUAUUCUUUUUUCGGAAAAUUUCUAAUUGAGAGUUGAGCUGAAUUCGAGUUCAGGUUCAGACCUGCUAAUUACGGAUUAUCAUUCAUUGUUUCCGAUCGCGGCGGCGGCAUAAACCUUUUCGGGCUUGUUUGGUUGCACAGAGGCGGUUCCGCCGGUCCUAUAUAUGUACAACUGUAAUUCAGGGCCAGGAUUGGGAAUUGGAAGACCUAGGAUUUCAUCGGAAUAGGCAUGGCUGCUGCGACUGAAAGACAUGCCAUCGGGAGACCCACAAAUCCGAUGGUUACUCCUCUCUUAACGGACCUCUACCAGUUUACCAUGGCCUAUGCUUACUGGAAAGCUGGUAAACACACUGAGCGAGCCGUCUUUGACUUGUAUUUCCGGAAGAAUCCAUUUGGGGGAGAAUACACAAUUUUUGCAGGGUUGGAAGAGUGCAUAAAGCUUAUUGCUAAUUUUAAACUUACAGAGGACGAGAUUGCCUUUCUCAGAGAGUCAUUGCCUGCAACGUGUGAGGAUGGGUUCUUUGAGUACCUACGGAACAUUGACUGUUCAGAUGUUGAAAUAUAUGCCAUAUCUGAAGGAUCAGUCGUCUUCCCUAAGGUGCCACUAAUGAGGAUUGAAGGACCAGUUGCUGCGGUUCAACUGUUGGAAACGCCAUUUGUAAAUCUCAUAAAUUAUGCAUCCUUAGUUACCACCAAUGCUGCAAGGCAUCGCUUUGUUGCUGGGAAGGGUAAAUUACUUCUUGAAUUCGGACUCCGACGAGCGCAGGGCCCUGAUGGUGGUAUAGGGGCAUCAAAGUAUUGCUACAUGGGAGGAUUUGAUGCAACUAGUAAUGUUGCUGCUGGAAAGAUAUUUGGGAUUCCGCUUCGUGGGACACAUUCCCAUGCCUUUGUUAGCUCAUUCAUGAGCCCAGACGAGAUUGUCGAGAAAUCCCUUCAUAGGAGUGAUGGUUCUAGCGUCUGUGAUGACUUUGUUAGUCUGGUGCAAGCAUGGUUGAUUAAAUUGAAGUGGUCAAACUUACUGGGUGGAACCUUUGGUGAGACAAAUCAGAGUGAGUUAGCAGCAUUCACAUCGUAUGCACUUGCAUUUCCUGGCUGUUUUUUGGCCCUUGUGGACACGUAUGAUGUUAUUAGAAGUGGCAUUCCGAAUUUUUGUGCUGUUGCUCUUGCACUUAAUGAUUUGGGGUACGAAGCUGUAGGCAUUAGGCUAGACUCUGGAGACCUUGCAUAUCAAUCUUGUGAAGCCAGGAAAUUUUUUUGCGCUAUUGAACAAGAGUUUGGAGUGUCUGGCUUUGGAAAGAUGAGCAUCACAGCAAGCAAUGACCUCAAUGAGGAAACUCUGGAUGGGCUGAAUAAACAGGGUCAUGAAAUUGAUGCUUAUGGUAUUGGAACUCAUUUGGUCACAUGCUAUGCACAACCAGCUCUAGGUGUUGUCUUCAAGUUGGUUGAAAUAAAUAAUCAGCCUCGAAUUAAGCUUUCCGAAGAUGUUACCAAGGUCUCUAUUCCUUGCAAAAAGCGCUGUUAUAGAUUGUAUGGGAAGGAAGGAUACCCUCUCGUGGACAUAAUGACUGGGGAAAACGAACCCUCUCCUAAGGUAGGUGAACGGAUCCUUUGCCGACAUCCAUUUAGUGAAUCCAAAAGAGCUUAUGUGGUACCUCAGCGUGUAGAGGAACUUUUGAAGUGUUACUGGAGUGGUUCAUCAGAUAUAGAAAGAGAGAGUCUCCCACCCCUUAAGCUUAUCAGAGAACGUUGCGUCGAGCAUUUGAGUCAAAUGAGACCCGACCACAUGAGAAGGUUGAACCCAACUCCUUACAAGGUCAGUGUGAGUGCGAACUUGUAUGAUUUCAUUCAUUUCCUGUGGCUCAAUGAAGCGCCGGUUGGAGAGUUGCAGUAGUAUCAAAUGCCAAAGCGCCUCCUGUUGUACG
Cuscuta campestris is the source of this 2086-nucleotide messenger RNA. Lineage: Eukaryota; Viridiplantae; Streptophyta; Magnoliopsida; Solanales; Convolvulaceae. The record is from the annotation of a GenBank genome assembly.